Molecule: messenger RNA, 309 nt
Organism: Sphenostylis stenocarpa
Lineage: Eukaryota; Viridiplantae; Streptophyta; Magnoliopsida; Fabales; Fabaceae
Source: the annotation of a GenBank genome assembly
AUGGAUGAAAUAGGAGGAAUGUUGCAGGUGGAAGCUUUUAUGAGAAGAACAAGGAGUAGCGUGGAAGGUGGGAACCACCGGAAGCAUGCCUGGAGACGGAAUAUAGUGCCAUGGGGUGGUAUGCAGUGGAUAUCGAUGGUGUUGGGAUUUUGGGGCAAGUCGAGAGUAAUUGUUGGGACUGUUGUUGAAGCUGAUAGGAGACAGAGGAUGGAUCAGCUCAGCCACGAAAUCAAUCCGGAGGAGAGGAAGAUUAGCAACGGCUGCGCUACCCACACAGGGCAAUGGCAAGCCAUGGAAGGCUCUGUUUGA